GGUUCAGGCCUCCAGUUUCUCAGGGGAUGGAAGGUCGUGUGUUUGGAAUGAUAUUUGAGUAAUUUCGGAAAUAAUGAUUUCUGCUCCCUUCCUGACUUCAGGUGGCUUAAUCUUGGCUGCUGAUUACUCGCAGCUUGAGCUGAGGAUCCUUGCUCAUUUGUCUUGUGACUGUCGACUCAUUCAAGCCUUGAACGGGGGUACUGAUGUCUUUAAGAGCAUUGCAGCAGAAUGGAAAAUGAUUGAUCCUGAAGCUGUUGGAGAUAGGACCAGGCAGCAAGCUAAACAGAUUUGCUACGGAAUCAUCUAUGGAAUAGGAGCAAAAUCUUUAGGCGAGCAGAUGGGGAUUGAUGAAAUCGAAGCUGCCAAUUACAUUGACUCCUUCAAAUCAAGAUACACAGGGAUUCAGAAAUUCUUGAAAGAGACAGUGAGGAGCUGCAGAAGAGAUGGGUUUGUGCAGACCAUCCUGGGAAGACGGAGAUACCUGCCAGCUAUCAAAGAUCCAAACCCCUACAGUAAAGCUCAUGCCGAGCGACAGGCUGUGAACACAACUGUUCAGGGAUCUGCUGCAGACAUUGUCAAAACGGCCACUGUCAACAUUCAGAGACGCCUGGAAGCUUCCUGCUCUGUGCUCAAGUCCCACGGACACCUGGAGAGCUCCUUCCAGAGAGGUAAGACCGGACAGCUGGCGAGGCAGAGAAGCAGAGGGAUGUUACACCCCAUCAGCGGGGGUUUCUUCAUCCUCCAGCUGCACGAUGAGCUCCUCUACGAAGUUGCAGAGGACGAUGUCAUCCAGGUCGCUCAGAUUGUCAAGCAUGAGAUGGAAAACGCCAUUGAACUCUCAGUAAAACUGAAUGUCAGAGUGAAAAUUGGACCUAGCUGGGGAGCCCUGCAGGACCUGGAACUCUGA
This is a messenger RNA of Mesitornis unicolor (brown roatelo), 907 nucleotides long. RefSeq names its product DNA polymerase theta-like. The record is from RefSeq and is a predicted model, not a curated record. Gene Ontology annotation, biological process: double-strand break repair via alternative nonhomologous end joining; DNA-templated DNA replication. The transcript is spliced from 6 exons. NCBI's taxonomy places the organism in Eukaryota, Metazoa, Chordata, Aves, Mesitornithiformes, Mesitornithidae. The coding region runs from base 74 to 907 and encodes 277 amino acids. Gene Ontology annotation, molecular function: DNA binding; DNA-directed DNA polymerase activity.